Molecule: messenger RNA, 347 nt
Organism: Anopheles bellator
Lineage: Eukaryota; Metazoa; Arthropoda; Insecta; Diptera; Culicidae
Exons: 3
Coding region: 42-347 (101 amino acids)
Molecular function (GO): protein binding
Source: RefSeq, a predicted model, not a curated record
UCAGUUGUAAACAAUUUUACGCAGUUAACAUCGUGAAAAAAAUGAAUGUGAACGAUCUGCCCGAUGAAAUGUUAUGCAGCAUUUUUGAUGAGCUCGAUGUGUACGAGCUGAAACUAGCGUCCCUCGUGUGCCGGCGGUGGGCGGAUCUUACCUUUUCGGGCCGAAGGAUGGACCGUGUGAUGCUGGUGAAGUGUGAUUGCAAUUGUGCAUUUGUUAUUAACACCAAAAGGAACUAUCGCAACGUCCGUCAACCAUGCGAGACGGUGACGGUGACCAUGACAGAUGAUCAGAUGGAAAGCUUACUACGGUUGCUGCACACGCUAAAGCCACACGUCCGAAUAUGGUAA